UCGCCAAUAAGAACAGAAUUCCCUGCAAAAGCAUCAGUGCCAAAAGUGAAAAAUUUGUGCAAAUCGUGAAGAAAAUUGCAAUUUUGUUGCUAAAAUUUGAAUUCGGUUGUGCUCAAGUGGUUUCAAGUUGCGGCGAAGAUCGUGCUUCAGCUGAAGAAAGUGAAGGUUUCAACGGGGCAGUGAAUUUCGGUGCGUUUCGCGGAAUUUAAUCUGCUACGAAAAGCUAACCUCCAAAGUCGCCCACUCUUCUCUCGGGUGGCGGAGGCUGUGUUUUUGUUUUGGUGUUUGGUUCGUUCGAACAAGAAGCGUCGCAAAUAGAAAACGGAUUCUUAUCAGCAAUGAUGAUGGGCAAGCAAGGACGAUAGCCGGUGGUCAGCGAACGUUGCAUUGAGAAGUGGCUUGGGAGCUAGAGAACAGAACGGAAGCAGCGGGGAGUUGGCGGCCGCCGCUGCGAGCAUUAUGCAGCAGCAUUCUGGACCGAGCGGGGGCAGGAGCGCAGGAGGAAUGAACAACGGCGACUCGGGAAUCCUGCGGAAGCCGGGCAUCGGCGGACACCACCACCACCAUCAUUUCUUCCACCAGGACAACUUUGCCGACCUGCUGGUGUUCGGGUACUCGUGCAAGGUCUUUCGGGACGACGAGAAGGCCCGCUUCAUCGAUCAGGGCCGGCACCUGAUACCGUGGAUGGGCGACAAUCAGUUGAAGAUAGACAGAUACGACGCCCGGGGUGCCCUGCACGACCUGUCGCAGCAUGAGCCUCCGCUCGGGGGCUACGGGAACCGGUUCGACUGUUUGCCACCGGCCGAGCAACGGGCAGAGCAGCUGUGCGAGGAGGAACGAUACUACAGCCUCUACGCUAACGAAGUAGAGGAGGAGAUCCAGCAGGAAGAGAAAGCCAAGCGCGAGGCUGAAGCUGGAGCUGAGAUACCUUUUGAUUAUGAUGCACCUCCAGCACCGGUGGUCGGCCCGGAACCGGCGGCAGUCGGCGACGACGAUGAAAAUAGCCUCGACCCACCCUUUGUCGCUCCGACCAACUUCGAAAUCCCAUCGGAAUUGGACGUGCCGGAAACGAUGAAAGAACAUGCCAUCAUAGAAAAGACUGCCAAAUUCAUCGCCUCCCAGGAUUCCCAAAUGGAAAUUCUGCUCAGGGCGAAACAAGCCGAUAAUCCGCAGUUUGGGUUUCUCAGCCCCGGUGGACGAUUGUACCGAUACUAUCGGCACAUGCUGAUGGCCAUCAAGACCAAUCAGUACCCGGAGGAAGUCCCGGAAGAAGAACCAAACGGUGCGGAUAAUGCAGCGCAAGACGCCAUAGAGACUGCCGAACCGUCCCCUGAGAAACCCGCUGUAGUAGUUCCCGCCAUAAAAUACAAACCAUCGAUAGAUUGUGCCUACACACAGUUGAUCAGCAAGAUAACCGGGGCUCCAAUACCCAUCAAAGAUACGCCUUCAGAAGAUGAUCUCAAUAUGGAAUCUGCAUCAUCGAACUUACCCAUCCAGCCAAGUGAGGUGGACCUGGUUCCGGAAACGGCAAAACCCAUCGUAGAAGUAAGCAAAGUUUCCACCGGUUUAGCUGGGCUUGUGCAAUACGACUCCGAUAGUGACGAAAGUGGGGACGAACAUGCCAGCGAAAAGAAGGAGAAGAAAGCGGAUCCGGAUAUGGAGAAGAGGGAAAUCACAUUCAGUGGAAAGGUUCCGCCGGAAAUCUUCCAGCAUGUGAUUGAGAAAACCGCAACGUACGUCGCUAAAAACGGUUACAGCUUCGAGGAAGCACUGCGAACGAAGAAUGAUCCUCGGUUUCUGUUUCUUCGGAAGGAUCACGAGUUCUACCCUUUCUAUGCCUUUCGGGUGCGAUAUUUGAUCAACCCAUUCGAAGAGGUACCGAAAAGUCCGGAAAAGGUGACCAUAACGAGAGAAAUUGAAAAUGGCACAGUCGUGGAGACGCCCAGUAUCGGUAUCAAAACGGUCAAUACGGCUCCGGUUCCAGUUCCUGCGCCGCAGACGCAAAUACAGGCGAACAAGCCGGGUGGGGCGGUCUGCUUUUCGAUCAAAAGCAAAGACGAUGCUUCUGUUGCGUUGAAAUCCAAUGUUGCGCAGGAAUUGGGAGGUGAUGAAGAAGAAGUUGUGCCGCUGGUGGAGCAGAAAAGGGAAAACGAAAAGAGUAAAUCUCCGGUAUCUCGUGAAAAGACUCCAGAGGUUCCGGAGCAGACAAAACAACCGUCCGAAGAAAAGGAUAAGGUCGAGGAGGACGUUAAAGUUGCUAGCAGUAGCAGCACACCGCCUCCGGUUGCUGUCACUCCUCCAGUGGAGGAGCUCAAAAGCUCAACCCCACCCUUGGAGGAUUGCAAACCGGUGAAUACCAGUUCCACAUCGCCAGACAACAAUGCCGGUGAAAAUGCUUCCAAAGAUCAAAAACGCCUAGAAGAUCGCAUCAAAGAUAAACUGGCGGUGGCGGCUCGCGAAAAACUGGCAUCACUCGCGAAAGAAAAACAACUCCAGCUGGAACGAAAAAAGAGGGCAAGCAUGUUCGUUAGUUUAAUCAACAAAACCGAAUCGGAUCAGCCCACCGAUGAGCCUCCUGCCAAGAAGCAAACCCGCGAAACCACACCCGAAGAACCGCCACCCGCGGCCACACCAUCUUCGAAAAAUGGUCUCGAACUGCUGAAAAAUCAAUUCUCCGACCAUGACGAUGACGACGGCGAAGAGGACGACGACGGCGACGAACAGGAAGCGGACGGAGACGGAAGCAGCGACAGUUCGGAACUGUCGGUGCAUUCGAUCCCGUCCGGGAGCGAUACUCCCGAUUCGAAGCAAGCGCCCAGCAGUGCCGAAGACGAUGUGGUUUUCGUGGCGGAAAACAACGGCGACAGACCGUCCCGAUCACGGACCCGAUCGAAGUCCGUUUCUCUGUCGAGCACCAGCAAACACAAGAAACGAAAGCACAAACACAAAAGCAAAAGUAAGAAAUCUAAGAAGAAAAAGUCCGGCGGUACCAGUCGGAGCCGCAGCCGUUCGCCGAGUAAGAAGAAACGGAAACGCAGCAGGAGUAGGUCGAAGAGUUCGAGACGAUCUAGGAGUAGGUCUCCGCUGGAGAAAGAUGCAAAGAAGAAAAAGAAGAAGAGCAAAAAGAAGAGUCACAAACACAGCAAAACUCCCCGAUCUUCUUCGUCGUCGCGGUACCAUCACCGGAAGGAGCAUAGGGAGAAAAAUGAUCGUUAUUCGGAUUAUUAGGCACUAGAUGGAGACGAGAAGACUUUUUUUGUGAAUAAUAAUGAGCGAUUAGUAAAAGAAUAGUGUGCGAGAA
This is a messenger RNA of Armigeres subalbatus, 3301 nucleotides long. It is a transcript of the gene su(w[a]), whose product is annotated as protein suppressor of white apricot. The record is from RefSeq and is a predicted model, not a curated record. The coding region runs from base 460 to 3228 and encodes 922 amino acids. Gene Ontology annotation, biological process: RNA processing; mRNA 5'-splice site recognition. The transcript has 5 exons. Gene Ontology annotation, molecular function: RNA binding. Lineage: Eukaryota; Metazoa; Arthropoda; Insecta; Diptera; Culicidae.